Messenger RNA from Anisakis simplex (herring worm), 1692 nucleotides. The record is from the annotation of a GenBank genome assembly. Lineage: Eukaryota; Metazoa; Nematoda; Chromadorea; Rhabditida; Anisakidae.
AUGGCCGAAAAACGGAAGCUUCUAAACGAAAUCGACAAAUGCUUCAAAAAGGAUGAUCUCAAGAAAGAGAUUAAAAAACUGCAAAGGUUGAGAGACCAAAUCAAAGGAUGGCAGAAUUCAUCAGAUAUCAAGGACAAAGACAGAUUGACACACUACCGUAAAUUGAUAGAGCAAAGGAUGGAGCAGUUCAAGGAUAUCGAACGAGAAAACAAAACAAAACCACACAGUAAACAAGGGCUGUCGGCCGAAGAGAAACUGGAUCCCCGCGAGAAAGAGAAAGCAGAUACCGUUGAAUGGUUGCAGUGUCAAAUUCGGUUCCUGGAAGACGAAUCUGAUAAAACCGAAUCACAGAUCGAAUCAAUUUCGACGACCGAACAGACAAGGAAGAAAGGGAAACGUGACGAUCCAAAAAAAGGCGAAAAAGAGAAAUUGAAAAAGUUGGAAGAUCUGCGUAAGCAUUUGGAACGGAUGAAAUUCCACGCUUCGAAAUUGGAGAUCUGCAUGAGACUUGUGAAUAAUGAGACACUGGAGAGUAAGAAGGUGAUGGAAACAUUGAAAGAGCAAUUCGAACUGUACAUUGAUGCGUUGGAUCCUGACAGUGAGAACGAUGCGGAAUCUUUCGACCCUGAAGCAUCAGGUGUAUACGACGAAUUAGAUCUGCAAUCGUAUACUCCGCAGUUGGGUGGUGCAAUAUUUGGAGCUAACGAAAUGGACGAGAAGGUUGAUAAUAAUGGCGAUAGUAAGAGUUCAUCGAGUGUCUCACCUACACCGGUUUUACCGAAGGAAUUGGAAGAUAAUAGCACAAAACAGAGGCAUUUGAGUGGAGAGGCAACAGUGACAUUAUCAAGACAGAUCUCGUCGACAAGGAGUACUCCAGCAACACCUCUUAAAUUGACAAAUCAGGUAAGUGUCGAGGGAUCUUCGCUGAAUUCACCUCCUCCACCUGCAACCCCGCCACCUCCUCCUGGCAUACCGUAUAGUGUAGCUGCUGGUCUCGGAACAAAAUCUGGCAAAGGUGCCGUCAUUCAAACGCUAGUGAAGCAACCGGUUGAUGUUGUACGACAGCCGUCAGGCGUGAUCUCAGUUACGACCACGACAACGACGACUGCCUCGGUGGCCCAACAGUCUGCAGCAGCACAGCAACAGCAGUCAGCACCUCAACAGAUCACUGCGAAUGACAACGAUAGCACAACCUCCACCCCUCUGCACAUCGAUAUGCCUCCUCCGCUUUCAUCGCAGCCGGCAGCGUUAAGUCCCGUAAUUGUACCAGCAUCGGGUUCAUCCACUCCAGAGUCCAACUUGGUUAAGCGUUUCUCAGCAUCAAGUUCAACGAGUAGUCAACAAGAGAACUGGCAGGUGAUGCCAAUGAAAGGAGUGGCGAUGUCGUCGUCAUCGACUCAAGGUGGUGGUGCACCGGCAGAUGUCGUGCCGUCAUCUGCACUCAGUCUCACUUCGUCGUCAGCAAUCGGUUCGCGUGCCCAACUUCUGGCUGCAAAAGCGCUGAAGAAACUUUCAUGGCGAUUUCAUACGAAAUAUUUGAUGUGGUUCCAACGCCAUGAAGAGCCAAAACAAAUUACCGAUGAUUACGAGCAGGGCACAUAUGUGUAUUUUGAUUUUGAGAAAUGGUCACAGCGUAAGAAGGAGCAGUUCACAUUCGAGUAUCGAUAUUUGGAAGAUAAGGAUUUUGACUGA